AUGGGACAUGAAAACAUUACAGAAUUUAUCCUCUUGGGGCUUUUUAGUGAUCAAGAUGCAAAAACUGCCUGCUUCGUGCUGUUCUCUCUUUGCUAUCUUGCCAUUCUCUCAGGAAAUCUGCUCAUUCUUCUGACCAUCAAGGGCAGCCAUCUCAGGGAGCAGCCCAUGUACUUUUUCCUAAGCUACCUGUCCUUCAUGGAUGUCUGUUUUACCUCCACUGUGGCCCCUAAACUCAUCACAGACUUGCUGAUCCAGCAGAAGACCAUCUCCUACAACAGUUGCAUGGCCCAGAUGUUUUAUGCCCACUUCUUUGGCGCCACUGAGAUUUUCAUUUUGGUGGCCAUGGCCUAUGACCGCUACGCAGCCAUCUGCAGACCUCUUCAAUACAUGGUCAUAAUGAGCAGACAGGUGUGCUAUGUUCUGGUGAUGGCCUCUGUAACUGGAGCAUUUAUCCAUUCCAUCCUCCAUGUACUGAUUAUCAUGGAACUUCCUUUCUGUGGUCCUAAUCAGAUAGACCAUUAUUUCUGUGAUGUUUUCCCUUUGCUAAAGUUGGCCUGUACUGACACUAGGCUGUUAGAAAUUGUAAUCAUCACCACCACAGGAACAAUGUCCAUUUUGACCUUUGUUGCCUUGGUGAUUUCUUACAUCAUAAUCUUGUCCACCCUGAGGACCCGCUCUUCUGAGGGCCGCCGCAAAGCGCUCUCCACCUGCGGUUCACACAUCACUGUGGUGUUCAUGUUCUUCUUACCCCUCAUCUUCACCUAUGUUCCCACAGCUGAUUCUGUCAGUGAUGGCAAGGUGUUUGCCCUAUUUUACACUAUGAUUGCUCCCAUGUUCAAUCCUUUCAUCUACACACUGAGAAACACAGACAUGAAGAAUGCCAUGAGGAAAGUAUGGUGCCGAGACAAACUGUCUGAAGGGAAAUGA
Messenger RNA from Orycteropus afer afer, 927 nucleotides. RefSeq names its product olfactory receptor 4P4-like. The transcript has a single exon. Gene Ontology annotation, cellular component: membrane. The coding region runs from base 1 to 927 and encodes 308 amino acids. Gene Ontology annotation, molecular function: G protein-coupled receptor activity; olfactory receptor activity. Lineage: Eukaryota; Metazoa; Chordata; Mammalia; Tubulidentata; Orycteropodidae. Gene Ontology annotation, biological process: G protein-coupled receptor signaling pathway. The record is from RefSeq and is a predicted model, not a curated record.